GCCUGAGCCGCGUCGUUCGCCGUCGAUCGAGGUUGCCUCAGACCCUCAGCACCUUCGAGUUAUUCCCCCAUGCUAUUAUGUCGAACCCUCCUGCCUGGACAACUCUCGAUGUUUACCGCGAGCUUCCCGUGAUCAAGGGCCAAAAACUCAAGCUCAGCAGCAAGACGCCCUACACCCCCUCCUACGUCAAGUCCAACCUCUCUGGCGACAACGACCCCGACGCGAUAUACAAUGACCGCGUCUACGGUCGCACGCUCAUGCUGGAGAAUCCUGCGCGCACGAGCAGGCUCGUGCAGGAGCGCAAGGCGCGCGAGCAGAAGCACCGAGAGCUACGAUUGAAGAAGACGGCGAUCGGGAAUGUGAUGAGCAGGAAGGAAACGCGCGAGUACGGGCUUUGGGAGCUCACCAAGGAGCAGUCGAGAUUCGAACUUUUCCUGCCCUUGCACCAUCUAUGGAUGGGCUACAUGUCCGAACUCAUGGAACUCGCGCAACCGAAUACCGAUAAGCGACCCGAGGACUGCAUGCCAGGGUCUGCAGGCAUGCACGCGAAACUCGUGAAGGCGGACUUGCAUGGGUCAAUCUUGACUGUCAAGCAAAGCAAGAACGCUGACCUGGUCGGCCUUGGCGGGAUCGUGAUCCUCGAGACCGAGAACGCCUUCCGUGUCGUGACGAGGAAGAACAAGGUCAAACUCAUACCCAAAGAGAACACUAUCUUCAGCCUUGCCCUGCCCCUCUUCUCCACCCUGCCGCCCGCGCACACAGCGGAGACGAUGUACACGGUCUCCGCCGAAGCGACCCAGCCGGCGCAGACCGUCUUGGAUUCGCCCUAUAUCGAGUUCGAGCUGUACGGGAAUCAGUUCAGGUUUCGAUCCGCUGAUCGUGCUACGAGGAAAUUCAAGAAUAAAAUGACGAUUGAACUUUGAGCUC
Schizophyllum commune H4-8 is the source of this 927-nucleotide messenger RNA. Its product is annotated as RNase P/MRP, p29 subunit. Lineage: Eukaryota; Fungi; Basidiomycota; Agaricomycetes; Agaricales; Schizophyllaceae. The record is from RefSeq and is a predicted model, not a curated record. Gene Ontology annotation, molecular function: ribonuclease P RNA binding. Gene Ontology annotation, biological process: tRNA 5'-leader removal; rRNA processing. Bases 78 to 923 code for a protein of 281 amino acids. Gene Ontology annotation, cellular component: ribonuclease MRP complex; ribonuclease P complex. The transcript has 4 exons.